This is a messenger RNA of Pararge aegeria (speckled wood butterfly), 7717 nucleotides long. RefSeq lists its product as uncharacterized. Gene Ontology annotation, molecular function: protein tyrosine phosphatase activity. Gene Ontology annotation, biological process: protein dephosphorylation. Lineage: Eukaryota; Metazoa; Arthropoda; Insecta; Lepidoptera; Nymphalidae. The coding region runs from base 211 to 5079 and encodes 1622 amino acids. The record is from RefSeq and is a predicted model, not a curated record. The transcript is spliced from 4 exons.
GUCAAAACUUCUUGGGCGAGUGUCUGUAAAACGUGUGAUAAUUAAUAUUUAUCGAAAACGACGACGAAAAGUGCAGAAUAAGUGUUUGUGAAGUGAUUUCGUGUUUGUGUUUUCUUGUAAUUCAAUCGUUUCAACAUAUAUCUUAUACCCUGGAGCACGGAAAGCAACAACUGUACAUACAACUCUGAUGCACAAUGUGAGGGGGGUGGCAUGUGGGGCACGCAGGCGGGGUGGGUAUGCGGGGCGCUGGCGGCCGCGUUGCUGGUCCUGCUCGCGCUCUGCCGCCGAGCCGCCAAGAAAGCGCCCGUGUCUGUCCACCAGCCGCGUGUCACACAGGUGCACAUAGUGUGUGGUGGAACAGCGCGUGUCACUCGCUUGGGGUCUCCGCCGGAGCCCCACCGCGUCUGCGCCUCCCUUGCCGUGGCGCCUGCGCCCGAUCCCCCCGCCGAUCCCAAACAUUGCGACAUACCUCAACCUUCACACAUCCUCAUCGUCCAGAACUGCACACAAAACACUGUGCCGCAACAAUCAGACACUCCACAACCAUCUAGCUCUCAAGUAUCUCGACAACCUUCUCUAGAGUAUCGCGGAAUACCGAAGCUACCUCUUCCCGAACAGUGGAUGCAUAAACGACCUUUUGACUACAAAUAUUCAGCCAUCCCAAGACCAUUAGCUCAAAUAGUUAACUCUGAUUUGGGUGUCGAACUGCAAAGAGAAUCUCGUGCUAAAAAAUACAGUGCCACCAGAUCGCCUUCUUUGGAAAAAGACGAUAAGUCACCUUUUGUUACCAGUGCAAAGGCCUUGGAUUCGGAGGUAUUCGGAUUCGACGCAGAAUCUGUAAGAAAAUUGAGUGGGGACGUAGAGAUCACCAAUGAGAUGGGUGAACGGGCGCCCUCGUCUCCGCACGAGAGUGAUAAAGAAAUGUCACCAAGUAAUCUAAGAAGGUUUCGAUCAGUUAGCACGCGGCUUAACAUGUGCAGCGUAAGUGAAGGACCGUACUCGGAAUCACAACAAGAAUGUUUAGAGAUGCAAAACUCGCCACGCGUUUUGGAAUGUAGUUCAGCAAAAGAGAAAUCGUCUGGAUCAAAAUUUGAUUUCUCCCCAAAAAUUUUAGCAGACUGUAUAAGUUCACCCCGCUUUUUCACACCGCCAGAAAUGGUUUCGCCUAUGUUUUUCGCAGAACCUUCACCUAAAUCAGUUUACUAUGACACUGUGAGGUCUCCUAAGUUCUUUCCAGAAACGCCGAGGGACGCAGAGGUUCCACAGUCUCCGAGAGCUUUAGGCGACCAUCGAAACAGAACGAAUGGUUUAAUCGAAAAACCAAGCUCUCCUAGAGUUCUUAGUGCUCGACCUAGCCCUAAGGUUCUUAUUUAUAAUAAGGAAAAUUAUUUUACUUUUGAGCGUCUAAAUGCCACUGAAGAAAGUUCUGCGCGAGUGUCUCCGAGACCUAGGAGAUACGGAGGAAGAAAUUCUAUUGAAAAGGAAAGAUUUACGCCGCCCGCUGAUAAAGAAGUUAGAAAGUAUAGAAGACAUAAUAGCUGCGAUACUAAUUACAAAAGCGUUGAGUUGAAUAUAUCAACGUGCGAUGGUAUCAAAGAGACUGAGGUCGCCACUAAAAUAGAAGAAAAAGAUGUAGUUGACUGUUGUGCUAAAAUAAAUUCUCUUCGAGUGGACACAAUGGAGGAAAGCGAGAAGAAGGAAUUGACACCUAUUCCGAAUUCCGCACAAGCAAGGAGACAAAGGCUAAAAUCAAUAUCUCUUGAUUCAGACAACGCACGAAUAAUCGAACAAAAUCUAGGCUUACCAAUAGCUAAGCAAAUGAAGGAUCAAAUGAAUGAGGCGUAUAAAAAUCAAGAAAUCAGUACGUCAUGUGAAAGUAUGGAGCAAAAUACAAACAGGAUAUCUCCCUCUGGAGAACGGCCUGUAUUUAAGUUUGAUGUGGAUCAAAAAGAAAAAAUCGAAGUUGAGCCCAAAUCUCCAGACUUGAAACAAAAGAAAUGCUUACGACAAAGUUCUGAUACUCAGUCCUUUAUAGAUAUGCCUAGAUUUUCACCCAAAGAAUUCGAAAUCACAGUAACAUCUGAAGAAGGUGCAACGACAGCGGCAGAAACACAUACAAAACGAAAGGACAAGAAUUUACGAAAUUUAACAAUAGACUUGUCCAAACGUGAUAGCGAAUUAGAAAAAGAAUUGUUAGAAUUUGAAAAGCUUUACACAGAUGCCGAAGAUAAAAAAGUUAAAACACCCACAUUAAAAGUUAAAGCAACAUCUUUAGAUUCUUCGGAAACUGUAAACCUUUCACUACCACAAACAAAGGCUUUAGAAGUUCCUCAAAAUUCAAUAUCAGUGCCGAAUACACCAAAACGUCAGUAUAAACGAAUACUAGCUCAAAAGAGCGCUAAACAUGACUUGGCUGGUGGGAAAUUGGGGCAUAAUACUGUUCAAACUACAGACCAGCGGAGACUGUUUAUGAAGGGACAGGACAGCGGUAUAUUUCUUAGAGAGAAUCAUGCAUCCCUAAUGUUAUAUCAGCCUGGAAUUUCUAGAAUGGGAUCAAGGACAAUGGGAUCUUUUGACGAAAACAUGUCUGAUAACGGGCCAGAAAUUAAUAUUUCAAAUGUUGAUUGUCGGUCGUUUCACGUGGAUACUGUUCAGACUCUCGGUUCUAAUCUUCUAAAUUAUAAACAAAAUUUAAGUGUAUCAAGUACGAAUUUAAAAACACUUCCUGAAGGCGUUCCUUCGGACGAUUUUGAGCCAAGUGCGGAAGACGAGAAAUUAGUCAAGAAAUUGCAUAGGCGGAAUUCAAAUCAAAGCUUAAUGUUAAGCACUCAUAGUCUUCAGGGUUCGAAUUGCUCUUUAAGCAGUGCGGGCGCGUCCUGCCAUAACAUAAGUACUGUGAGGACAAGUAUAUCAAAUUUCAGUUUGAACUCUGACAACAGACAAAAAAAGUUGUCUCUAGAGCGAAGGGAUUCGAACACAUCCAUUAAUCCAAGCGAGCAUUUGACACCAACUACAAGGGUGAUAUGUUCCUCCAAUACGAAUUUGUCUGGGGAGUUGUCCAAAAAUUGCCUUUUACAGCGACGUGGAUCGAAUAACAGCCUUACUUUAAAUAUACUUUCAAGUAACAAUCUUAGCCGCCAUUCGAGCAAUAGUUCGUUAAACAAGGACACAAAACUGGGCCAGAAGAAAGGUCUAUUAGAAAGACGCAGUUCAAAUACUUCUCUCACUUUAAACAUAAACACGUCGAAUCCGCAACUAUCAACAAACAGAGCUCUAAGCAUUUCUAACUAUAAUUUGAAUGGCUCAACGUGUAAUUUAAGCAGAUACAACAGCAAUCACAGCAUAGAUAUCGCUGAACCACGGAAAGGUCUUUUGGAAAGACGGGGCUCGAAUACAUCCUUAACGCUAAAUAUUCAACCACAAGAACCUAGAGAUUUGGAGAUUGAUGAAUCUUUACUAGAUCCUAAUUUACAAGAUAUAGCUCACAGGGAUAAACACAGAAAAUCUUUGAGUACGGAAAAUUUGAUACCAAAAUCCUAUAAAAAUAGAACUCGAUUACUUUCAACAGAAAAGGGUUUGGGAUUCGGCUCUCAUGACAAUCUUUGGUCUUCUUCAUUUACGGAACAAGAUUGUGGCCAAAACUUAACAUACGUUUGUGGGGAUCAAGAGAAUGAAAUAAUAUACGCGUUCGGUCAUGAAGAGGAUCCCAAUUUUCAAUCAGGAUUCGUACGUAAUAUAACAACGAAACCGUUGAGUCCUCAGACCACUUCCGAGGACUUCAGGUUAUACUUAGCUAAUAUGCAGCAUCUCCAAAAUGCUUCAAGCGUUUUAACUCGUCAACAGUUAAAAGAUUUGAAUGAGGUAUUCCAAAAUGGGUAUUCUAAAGUUAAAUGCCUUGCUACAGGUGAAGGUUGCUCUUGCUCGGGCCGAGUUACUGAAGGUAUAUCGAACGAAAACCUGCAGAUACCAGAGGAUGCUACACAACCUUGCUCCGAAUACCAGAAGGGCCUGCUGAGAAAUUUACAUCAAGAAUUUUGGGAUAUGCCCACGAAUUUCCAAGAGAAGCCUAUAGUAUCUGGUUCCCAUCCAAAGAAUAGAUAUAAGACAAUUCUUCCUAACGAACAUUCUAGGUUUAUUUUGCGUGCGGACACUGGGAUUAGCGAAGCGUAUAUUAAUGCCAAUUUUAUUAAGGGGCAUGAGUACUCGAAAAACAGUUACAUUGCUACCCAAGGACCGUUGCCAAACACUAUUUACGACUUCUGGCUUAUGGUACGACAGAAUGUUAUCGAUUUUCGAUCUCAAAGACCGGCGGAUGUCCCUCCGUCGGAUUGCAUACAGAAGAUUGUAAUGCUCACGAACUUUUUCGAAAACAUUCGACAGAAAUGCGAAAAAUACUUCCCAGUCGAGAUUGAUGAAGAAAUAUUGACACAGAGUCCGGAUUGCAACGAAACUACAUUCUUCCCAGAAGAGAGUAUUCCAAGGAACAGUUUUACAAUCAAAAACGAUGGGAUGAUCAAAAAAUCCGGUUACACCAUAAGAAAAUUGGACGUGCGUUACGAAACUACUGAGUCUAGUGAUAGUGUUGUUGUGUACCAUUACUGGUUCCACAAUUGGGCCGAUCAUACGUGCCCAAAGGAUGUGACAGCUUUAUUGAACUUGAGCUUAGACAUUUUAAAAGAAGAGUUUUACGAUUUUAGUAAUAGUAACGAUGAGACGGAAGAACAGUGCAAGUGCGGUGAGGUGCCGAGUCCCAAUUCACGAUUUAUGUUCCCUGCUCUGGAGGCUCAGAGCGCUGCUUGCCCCAUUAAUGUGUGCGUGUCUUCUCCAUCGAGUUUUUCUACUGAAAAUCUGUUUCCGCCGACUAUCGUUCACUGCUCGGCGGGUAUCGGCAGGACUGGGUGUCUCAUCGCUAUUUUAAAUGGCAUAAAACAACUAACGAACGAACAAAAAGUUGACGUUUUAGGCAUAGUGUGCAACAUGAGGUUGAAUCGUGGAGGCAUGGUACAGAACUCUGAACAGUAUGAGCUUAUACAUAAAGUUUUGUGUCUCUAUGAACGGGCGUGUUUGCCGAGUUUAUAGCUACAUCUGAACAUACGUCUAAGUUAGUUUUUCCAAAAAUUAGUGUUGUAUUGUACAUUUUGCAAGUUUUUUUUUACAUAUAGUAAUUUUUUUUAACCUAUCUUAUAAUGUAAGCCAUCUGCGUUGCAACCGAUUAGGGGUAUGGGUUCAUAGUAUGACUUCUCUAUACCCCUAACAGGUUAAUUUGCUAUCAUCUUAGACUCCGUCUAACGCUUACCUGUACUUAGUGUAAAUUAAAAAAGUGUAGUGUGUGUUUUAAUUUUUAAAAUACACUACACUUUUUUUACACUUCUAGAACGGCUCUUUUUAAUUUAUUUGUGGUUAGUUAUUUUAACACACUUGUAUUUUUCAAAUAUUUUUUUUAAAACAUACUUCGAUUUAUAUUAAAAGAUUGCAUACAUUAUAAAAGAAGUUCGAAAAAAUUUAGCAUACUAACUUAUUUAGAGUUAGUAAGAGUUGUAUUUUGGAUUGUUUUAAUUUUUUAAAUGUAAUAAUCGAAAUUAUAUAAUUAAAUUGUAUUUUGUUGUAGACUGAAUGCUGACUAGUGUCAUUUCACAACAUUACAUAAGGCCCAAUUGGACGAUUCAUCGAAAGAAAAUGAUAUUUAGUGAACGUUCAUGAACAACUGCUAAUCCAUUAUAAUCUGAAUAUGGAUUAUGAACCCAUAAAAUAAUGAAUGAAUCGUGUAAGAAAGCUAAACCGGCGGUAAUUGUAAAUGUUAUUUUCUCUCUUAAAUUUAAGGAAGUGAAGCAGAAUGGAAAAAGAUGGUAUGUCACUUAAACAAUAUCUUGCGUUUUAAUGUUUAAUACAAAUAAAAAGCCGAAAAGUUUUUUUUAUAAACUUAUUUCUUACCUAUUUAACUAAAAAUAAUUUAUAUGAUUCCAUUUACUUCUUUGCACAUGAGUCGAGUCUUGGUUGAGUCGAAACAACGGAUGAGUCGGUUUACGCGUUUUGCUGUUUGGCCUUACAUUCCUACUUUAUCUUUGCCUUAGUAAAAGUUUUUAUCUAAACUUCUGUCAUUUUAUAUAGAGGUCCAAACGUCAAAAUUUUAGAACUCUGUACAGAUUUCAUAGAUUUACUUUACUAUGAAGUUAAGUUUUCUAAUAUGAUAAAUUAUAUUAGGGAUUCGGUACUCUUUAGUUGUGUACUUUUCUCAUGCAAAUGUAAUGCAAAAUCAAAAUCUACCAUUACCGCUGGUGAUAUUUUUAUCAAUGCAUCUCUCUGUUCUAUCUAUUGAUUUACAUAGAAACAAUAUUAUAAUAUCCAAUAAUCGUUUCUGAGGCUGGUUUUCGUUGACCAGGGUGCUUACUACAAUCUCUAAAGGCAGUAUUAUAUUAAAACAAACAUUUUAUAAUUAAAGAUUGUUCAUGCUCUUGUUCCAAAAUAAUAAUUAUUCUUAUUUUAGGCAUCUCAAAGUACAUAUAUAAAGCUAUCAUUUUAAAAUAAAACUGCUCUAAGCGAUAGUAGUAAACCCCUUUUAAGUACUAACCUUUUAUAGUAUUGUUAAUAGACUUUUAAAGAGAUUACUCGGGUGAAAUUUUUGCCAAAAAAUAAGAAUAAAAUUUUAUGCUCCAUGGUAAAUGACUAUUUCAGGGUCAUAUCAGGAAUUCAGUGGAUACUAUAACCAUUAAGAUAUAUAAUGUAAUAUAACCAUAUAGAUACCCAUCAAAAAUACCAUUUAAGACAGUUAAAUUGGCAGCUUCCAAAUCUAUAAUAAUUAAAUUAUUACAUCAAGGUAGAUUAAUGAUAAAUAGUUUUCGCCCUGUUUAAAAAGUGUUUUCUAAGGAUAUCCUACAGAGAGUCUAUUUUAAGGCAAAGUUAAAUUUCACCUAAGUAAGCACUAAGACCUUGCUUCACCUGGUCAAAAAAGAAAAACCAACACUAUACAUUCUUGAACAGUCAUUUUUAAACUUUUAAACGGCGGAACAUUUUUGCUAAACGCAUCGUCUGUGUCAUCUUGAAAGCUAUCCAUUUACUAUCAAAUUUUAAAAUGAAAGUCACAGCUGUAUUACUACUUUUUGUAUGGUAAAAUGCUAAAUCUAUGUCCACAUCUGUUGCAUUUUAAAUUCAUCUUAUGUUUAGCGCAUGCUUUAGAAUAGAUUGUGGGAUAGUGUAUUACAAACGCUUUAUUUUGCGCCAUCUUGCCUUUUAAAACGCACAGAGUAGUGUCCGUGGACAGAUGCGUAUCGGAACCCUUGUGUCUUGAACUUUCAAAUCACCGUCUUUUAUAUGAACAUACCUACAUAAGUGUCAGUUGUGAUUAAGAAGCUCUAAGAUGAUGAUGAGAGCGCUCAAUAUCCGAGGCAUACGCUAUACAAAUUUGGUUUUAUAUUUUAAACGUGGCAUAACGUCGGAAUAUGCAGUUAUGCCGUUUUUCUUCACGCUCUUGACGGCCGAUUGGCGCAGUGGGCAGCGACCCUGCAUUCUAUGUCAAAGGCUGUGUUCGAUUCUCCCAACUGAAGAGUGUAUGUGCGACACACUACUAGUAGAUACUAUUAGUAGCACAGAUGACUCUUCUGCCCGUUUUCCGAUAUAUUCCCUUAUUUUUGCCUCGUACGACAGACGUAGGACGAGGAAGGGUGGUGACAACUCAGUGGCGUGCAUAGAGGGUAUGCACAUGAUAUAAAAUGAAGAAAAU